Molecule: messenger RNA, 3094 nt
Organism: Nelumbo nucifera (sacred lotus)
Lineage: Eukaryota; Viridiplantae; Streptophyta; Magnoliopsida; Proteales; Nelumbonaceae
Gene: MEF9
Product: mitochondrial editing factor 9
Biological process (GO): RNA modification
Molecular function (GO): RNA binding; protein binding
Source: RefSeq, a predicted model, not a curated record
UCCACUGUUCCGGCAGUUCCAAUAAUUCCGACAAAGAAAAUGAGGAGAGGGAGAGAAAAUCAAUUUUCAAACAGUAAAAAUAGAAUUAUUCAAUUAGAUAAACGAUAGGAGUAGUUUAAGAAAUUUACCCUAAAAAUAAAGAAAUAUGUUUGCUUUGGCCCAUGACAAAUUUUCCCAAUCUCUAACCUAUACACAGGUAUCACUCCGGGCAAUCUAUUCACAUUCCUGAUCACGAACCUUCACGGGGGAAGAUGUUACCCAACAACGCAACCGGUCACUGGUGGACGAUGGAAUAGCUCCGCCCUACCGUUGUCAUCACUUUUGAGUUCCGUCGUUUGCAGAUUCAUUGAUCAAAUGGUUCAUUUAUUUCCAUCAUGAGUACGAUGAUUCCCCCACCAUUAAAUGUUUGUCGUCUUUCUCGCCGAGGGAGCAGUAUGAACGAUAGCGAAGUUGUAUUCGCAAACCUUAGUAGCUUUGAAGGUAUAAUAACUCCCUCGAGGCUUUGUCUCACCUCCGUUGUUCUUCCAUGGCGGACAUGGUGAAGCAUGGAAAGAAGCAUCGGCGUUUCCAAUGGCUCCUUAUUCUCAUGUCUGAGAAGGUGGGCCUACUGGAAGAUAUCUCAACGUCAAGAGUUUAUAAAGUCGUGUUACUUCACCUCAGCACCGGAAGAUUUCCGUCGAUUGAACAAGGCGAUCUACCAUUUAAUCCGAAAUGGUCGAAUUAACGAAGCGAGAAGUGUAUUCGACGCCACACAACACCGGAACGCUGUCACGUGGAACUCUAUGAUAUCUGGGUACAUCCAAAACAGGGAGAUUGCCAAGGCGCGUAAACUGUUCGAUCAAAUGCCCAAUCGAGAUAUCGUCUCGUGGAACCUGAUGAUAUCGGGUUAUUUUUCAUGCCCGGGGCUCAGACUGAUUGAGGAGGGACGAUCCUUAUUUGAUCGAAUGCCCGAGAGAGACCUGGUAUCUUGGAACACAGUCAUCAGUGGCUAUGCACGGAACGGGAGAAUCCAGGACGCAUUAUAUCUUUUUCAUAUAAUGCCUGAGCGGAAUAUAGUGUCUCGGAAUGCAAUGAUCACUGGCCUCUUGCAAAACGGUGAUGUUUCAGGUGCAAUUGAAUUGUUUGAGAGGAUGCCUGAACGGGACUCCACUUCUCUUAGUGCACUUGUAUCGGGUCUCAUUCAGAAUGAUCAACUGGACAAAGCUGCAAGGAUUUUGCUUGAUGUUGAGAAGGCAUUUGAGGACAGAGGAGAUUUAAUUCAUGCGUAUAACACUCUGAUUGCUGGUUAUGGUCAAAGAGGAAUGGUCGAUGAAGCUCGACGCUUGUUUGACCAAAUUCCUUCUUACACUAAUUUCAGUAAAGAAGGUCAGCAAUUCAAAAGAAACGUGGUAUCAUGGAAUUCAAUGAUCAUGUGCUAUGUUAAAGUGGGAGACGUGGUUUCAGCCAGAAGGAUCUUUGAUGAAAUGAUGGAACGAGAUACCAUCUCAUGGAACACCAUGAUCAGUGCCUAUGUUCGUGCAUCAGAUAUGGCAGAAGCUUCAGAUCUUUUCCUUAGAAUGCAGGACCCUGAUACCAGGUCAUGGAAUUUGAUGAUUUCAGGGCAUGCCCAGGAAGGCAAUAUGGAACUUGCAUGUUAUUUCUUUAACAGGAUGCCCCAGAAAAGCCUUGUUUCAUGGAAUUCAAUGAUAGCAGGAUUUGAGCAAAGUGGAGAUUAUGAAGAAGCAAUUCAACUCUUUCUUCAGAUGCUAGCUGAAGGUGAAACUCCUGACAAACACACAUUAUCGUCACUGCUCAGUGUGUGUGCUGGGCUCACAGCUCUUUACCAAGGAAUGCAGAUUCAUCAACAAGUAAUAAAAACAGUAGUUGCAGAUAUACCAAUAAAUAAUUCCCUUGUAACUAUGUACUCAAGAUGUGGGGCCAUAGUGGAGGCACAAGCAAUUUUUGAUGAGAUGAAAAUGCAGAGAGAUGUGGUUUCAUGGAACGCAAUGAUUGGGGGGUACGCCUAUCAUGGUUUUGCAAAGGAGGCUCUUGAGCUUUUUGGGGAGAUGAAGAGGAUGAAAGUGCAACCCACAUAUAUUACAUUCAUAUCAGUUUUGAAUGCAUGUGCUCAUGCGGGGUUGGUGGAGGAAGGCCGUCGAGAGUUUGAAUCCAUGGUUAGGGAAUUUAGGAUUGAACCAAGGGUUGAACACUAUGCUUCCCUUGUGGACAUUGUGGGGCGGCAUGGACAGCUGGAAGAGGCCAUGAAUUUGAUUAGAGGCAUGCCAUUUGAACCUGAUAAGGCUGUGUGGGGUGCCCUGUUGGGUGCUUGCAGGGUACAUAACAAUGUGAAAUUGGCCAAGGUUGCAGCUGAGGCAUUAAUGAGGCUUGAGCCAGAAAAUUCAGCACCAUAUGUAUUGUUAUAUAACAUUCAUGCUGAUGCAGGGAGAUGGAUGGAUGCAAUGGAUGUGAGAAUGGUGAUGGAUGGUAAGGGAAUUAGAAAGCAACCAGGGUACAGCUGGAUAGAGUUGUACAACGAGGUUCAUAUAUUUGUUACAGCAGAUCGAUCCCAUCCCCUUGCAGAAGAGAUCCAUGCACUAAUUGAGAGUUGCAAUCGGGUAACCAAAGAGCUAGAUGUUGAGAUCCAGUAUACCUCUGAAUUUGAUUAUGUAUUGGGAAGGCAUUGAUGGUAUUUUUUAACAUGACAUUUGCAACAUGAUGGACUAGAUUCCUGAGAUAACCAUGCAAACAUAUUUAAUACAAUUACAUUGGAAAGAUGGCCGAGUUAUUGUAGUAAUUAGCUCAUUUCCUCUUCCAUGCUGCUUUAGUUGCAAAGGCACCAAUUACAUACCCAAUGGUGUUACAUUGACCGACCUUGUGACAUGGAGCUAAUUGAUGGAAAAUGGAAGGAAUUCUUGGGGAUCAUGUUAAUGUGAAUUGGGAAUGUGUCCUUACUUGAUCAUUCCCCAAGGCAUAGGUUUCCUUGUCAUAUGCAACAUCAUCACCUAUCUUGAGACCAUCAUCUUCCAUCCUGAGAUAACAAUGUGAUAUAUGAACCUUGUGACAGUAACAUUCCAUGCAUUAAUAAAAGCAGCUCCUAUGGGCUACUGUUCCACCA